This is a messenger RNA of Dinoponera quadriceps, 1827 nucleotides long. Its product is annotated as dual oxidase maturation factor 1-like. Gene Ontology annotation, cellular component: endoplasmic reticulum membrane. Gene Ontology annotation, biological process: protein transport. The transcript is spliced from 10 exons. The record is from RefSeq and is a predicted model, not a curated record. Bases 417 to 1676 code for a protein of 419 amino acids. NCBI's taxonomy places the organism in Eukaryota, Metazoa, Arthropoda, Insecta, Hymenoptera, Formicidae.
UAAAAACGAAGAGAGAAAGAAUGAAAAAAUAAAACUAAACGAACGAAUUGCUCAAGAUUUUCCAGAAAUCCUCAGGAUCUCUCUCUUUCUCUUUCUCUCUCAGGACUUUUUGAGGAAUCUAAAAUCUGUUCGUCAUGUGGCUUUGAUAUAAUUUGUACGCGAUACUGAUUCUCGCAACAACUGCGGAAGCUUAACGAUAACGAAACGCUGAAACUUUAGUCAUCGUCCAUCAAAUACAAGGAUGUGGAAUUCAGAUAAAGCCGUCAGAUCGACUCUACAUAUCAACAUUUGCACGUUGCGAAUGACACUCCUCUGUGAGAUCAUUGACGUGUCGUUUAGUAGUCUCCUCCGUUUCGACCUUCGAACUCUCCGGAUCUAAAAUAAUAGUUAAUGUUAUUUGCGUGUCUGUACACAAAAUGGGUAAUUUCCAGUUCGGACGAAAGGAGGGCUUUCCCUCGAUAUAUCCUCCGAAUCAUACCGCUGUGACAGUGGACGUAACUGAAGCCAUAUUGGUCGCAGUCUUCAUCAUCAUCUCGAUCGCUUAUAUCAGUAUCAUACCGGGCUACCGGAAGAGGCAAAGCAUCUACAUGACCAUCAAGGUCACCUUGAGCAUCAUCAUCGGGUGCCUGCUAAUCGUGGAGAACUUCGGUCAGAAAUGGGAAUACGGCAAGGUGAGGAGCAAGACGCCUUAUCGGGCUGGCGAGGGUCAGGAAGUCAUGGCUGAUAUGGAAGUCAAGAUAGGGCUGAGGUCGGUGAACAUCACGAUGAAAGCCGAACCUGAAGAAAACACGCCGCUCGCGAAGGAGCAGAUCGAUUAUAACGAGAGAUUCCCUUGGACAUGGGACCAGGGUAGAAUCGGUUUCGGGCCUUACGCCGGACUGCUGCAGAGAACUUUCCGCGAAGGCCAAAGGAAAGGCUUGCCCAUCCCAAUCUUGUGGAUCGCCGAGUAUUUCGUUAUCGAUGGGGAAGGCAUUCGAUUCGGACGGUUUUAUCGAACGGCCGGCUGGUACUGUCACAUCUUGCUUUGGACGGCCUUUGCUUGUUGGAUUCUGGCUAACAUAUUCCUGCAAUGCGUAAGCCGGUAUGCCGCCUACUUAAUCGGCAUAAUUGGCGGUUUGCAGUUGUUGACCUGUCUCGUGUGGAUCUCCGUACGCAAUCCGAUUUCGCUUGUGAUCCCUUUCGAGGAAGGCGCCAUCAAAGUGAUACUGGGCACGCACUUCUGGAUGACCUUUGGAUGCGGUAUACUCUGCGUCUUUCUGGCGAUCAUAAUGAUAUUCAUGGACCUACGUUAUCCUAAUACGUUGUCCACGGUUUUGGAAAUAGACCCUCUCGGCCAAUACGACGAACUAGUAAUGCGGGGUAACCAAAUGGACGACAUAUUGCGCAAAAAGGUUCAUAUGGACAGCCCGAUGGAAAUGACUUCAAAGCAAAACAGACACACUGGAAUGAUGGUAAUGAAGAGACGAUCGACCAUAAAGAACGCGCAAAAAUCGCUCUUCCGUGCACCGGUACCUAUGAAGAUGGACAUUUACGAUGACGUGGCACUUUACAAGAAUCAGUCAAUAGCUGGGCCAUCCAAUGCACCUAUCGAAGCACCUACGGUAGAGAUGAGCGAUGAGGUGACUAUCAAGCCGCCGCCUGUCCCGAGGAAGAAACGGUCAAAGGCUAAGGUCUAGGUGACAACCAGCCGAUGGUCGGCGAGCAAAUGGAUCGUCGUGUCCAAAAGGAAGAAGCUCUUGAAUGACAUAAAGCCAUGUAUCUUUUUUCUCUCUUUCUUUUCGUUACUGUAUCAAUACAUAGAGAUGAAAGAUGACUUUCAAAAACUGA